This is a messenger RNA of Phaeoacremonium minimum UCRPA7, 798 nucleotides long. RefSeq lists its product as hypothetical. The record is from RefSeq and is a predicted model, not a curated record. Gene Ontology annotation, biological process: mycotoxin biosynthetic process. The transcript has 4 exons. Lineage: Eukaryota; Fungi; Ascomycota; Sordariomycetes; Togniniales; Togniniaceae. Bases 1 to 798 code for a protein of 265 amino acids.
AUGCCGAAGCUUUACCACGCCGUGCCUCUGGACGAGGAGCAGCAACGUCUUAACGGAUCAUUAGAAAAGGAGACGAGAUUCCUGUCGACUAGGGAAGACAGGCAACUGCUUGGGCUGCUGGCCAAGCACUGGAUGUGGCUUGGCCAUGCUGUGCUGCUGUCAAUGUCAUUGACCCUAUUCACACUCUCCUUCUGCCAGCGAACAGCGAGGCCAUCAGAUCUGACUGUCACAGAACAAUUCUCAUCAUACUCGCCUGCUGCACCUGCGGUGAAGUAUGACACGGUCAGAUACAACCUCACGCCGGUGGUGGACGGUCCGUACGUUGGGUACGGGCCAGAGGUGGACGCAAUGUGGGAUCACAUCUCAGACAUGGGCGAUCAGAUGAUCUCAGAGGAGGAGUUGGACCGCCUCGGCCUUCCGAGGAACUCACUCAAGAUCAAGGACCCAGUGACGGGCGUCGAGGGCUACAGAGCAGCCGUGGAGGUCUUCCAUCAGCUGCACUGCCUCAACUUGCUCCGGCAGUUCCGCCACAAGGAGUACUACAAGGACAUUUACAGCGAUAUCCAGGAGGAGGAGGAGGGUCUCAUGGGCCACGUCGAUCAUUGCAUAGAAGCACUGCGCAUCAACCUGAUGUGCACCGGCGACAUCGGUAUCUUCACCUUCCGCGAGUACCCGGAGUAUGGCUAUGAAGAAGGCGACUUCUGGCCGGAUUUCAGCACGCUGCAUACCUGCAGGAACUUCGAAGGGAUUCGUUCAUGGGCCGAAGACCAUGUUGUCUCGUGGGUGCACGAGGUUUGA